This is a messenger RNA of Lathyrus sativus (Indian pea), 207 nucleotides long. The record is from the annotation of a GenBank genome assembly. Lineage: Eukaryota; Viridiplantae; Streptophyta; Magnoliopsida; Fabales; Fabaceae.
AUGGAUCUCUCUGGCGAUGGCUUUGAAGAGGUAUGGCGGCUUCAAUGGUUGAUGGUUGGCGGCAGUUUUGACGGUAGCGGUGCUUUCGAAGCUAAGUUCUUCUCCUCUUUUCUCAGUUUCGAAAACACUACCUAUAAUAAUGUUGGUUUGUGUUUUCUUUGGUGUCUCCAAAUCAAUGAUGAAUGUUGUCUUCUUAUAGUGUCCUGA